AUGGGGAGGAUUCCUUGUUGCGAGAGGGAGAGCGUGAGGCGAGGACAGUGGACGCCGGAGGAAGACACCAAGCUCGCCUCCUACAUCCAACAACACGGCACUCGCAAUUGGCGUCUAAUUCCGAAGAACGCUGGAUUGCAAAGGUGUGGAAAGAGCUGUCGACUCCGGUGGACAAACUACCUUCGCCCGGACCUCAAGCGCGGCGAGUUCUCGGAGUCCGAGGAACAAACCAUAGUGAAACUGCAUGGCGUCCUGGGAAACAGGUGGUCGAUGAUAGCAGGGCAGCUGCCGGGGCGCACGGACAACGACGUGAAGAACCACUGGAACACCAAGUUGAAGAAGAAGCUGACGGGGAUGGGCAUCGACCCCGUCACUCACAAGCCAUUCUCCCAUCUCAUCGCCGAGAUCGCCACCGCGCUCGAUCCCCCGCAGGUUGUUCACCUCGCCGAGGCCGCCCUCGGCUCCUUCAAGGACGAGAUGCUCCAUCUGCUCGCCAAAAAGAGCCCUGCUUCAACUACGUGCUUCAGUUUAGCUUCCGGUGUUAAUAAUAUUGGGGACGAAAAAGUUAUUGAACUAAGCUCCUGCGACGAGGUCUGGAUCGAGGCCAUGGUGGAUGGCUGUGAACCGCCGUCGUCGAAUGGAAUGCAGCUGUCCGGCUUGGUCGACGACGACUUGGGGGGAGGGUCCGCGUGGAGCACCGACGCCGGUGGGGGCAGACGGGGUGGCAUUGUGGGACUGAACGGAAAAAUUGAGGAGGAGGGAGUGGGAGAAAAAUUUGCAGGAAGAGAAGGCGCCGGUGCCGGCGUGUUGGGAUCCGACUGCGUUCCCUGGGAUUUGCCUUGUGAUUUGAUGUUGAUGCAUCCUUAA
This is a messenger RNA of Zingiber officinale, 867 nucleotides long. Its product is annotated as transcription factor MYB80-like. NCBI's taxonomy places the organism in Eukaryota, Viridiplantae, Streptophyta, Magnoliopsida, Zingiberales, Zingiberaceae. Bases 1 to 867 code for a protein of 288 amino acids. The record is from RefSeq and is a predicted model, not a curated record. The transcript has 3 exons.